Molecule: messenger RNA, 1371 nt
Organism: Rhipicephalus sanguineus (brown dog tick)
Lineage: Eukaryota; Metazoa; Arthropoda; Arachnida; Ixodida; Ixodidae
Product: steroid 17-alpha-hydroxylase/17,20 lyase-like
Exons: 8
Coding region: 1-1356 (451 amino acids)
Molecular function (GO): oxidoreductase activity, acting on paired donors, with incorporation or reduction of molecular oxygen; iron ion binding; monooxygenase activity
Source: RefSeq, a predicted model, not a curated record
AUGACCGUUCUCGGGUGCUUCUUCUCUCUCUUGGAUUGGCGAGGGAUCACAACCGCGCUGGUCUUCGUGGUGACGUACCUGUUGAGUCGCUUCUAUAGCCAUGUGUCCAAGUACCCGAAGGGACCCUUCCCGCUUCCACUCGUGGGUAACCUGCUAGCUUUGCGCAACGUGACUGACUUGCACGCCAAGUCAACCGAAUGGUCAAAGACAUACGGCGACGCCUUCACUUUGUGGAUGGCCCACAGGCCGAUGGUGAUGCUGAACAGCUACGCUGUUAUUCGGGAAGCACUGGUGGAGAGACGGCAUGAUUUCGCCGGCCGCUUUCCAACUAGAACAGCUGUCUUGCAAAACCAAGGCAACCACGAUAUCGUAUUCGAGGAUUACAACGCCCAUUGGAAGGCUCUUCGGAAGGUGGCUUUGUCAGCGGUGAGGCUGCAUGAGGAAAAAAAUGACAUUGAACGCCUGGAAAACAUCAACCACCGGUUCUACGAAAUCUCACCCAAUGGCCUGCCCAGCGACAUCGCUCCCAUUCUGGCCAUUCUCUAUCUCAAGAGAGAGAAAAAGAUGGCAGCCGUGUUCCGCGAACUCGGAGAGAUUCUUCACAGGCUGUUCUCGAAAGCUGAGGCGACCUACAUCCCAGGUAACAUCGAGAACUUUACGCACGCCAUGUUGGCCGCCCGAGAGGAAGCAAUCAAGGAGGACAAAGCUGACGCACCGUACUUGACCAAAGCCAGUAUGAUUCUUGCUACAGUGAACCUUUUCAACGCUGGAUCCAACACAUCGACGGGCACACUUCAGUGGCUGCUGCUACGGACAGCGAAAGAACAACGCCUUCAAGAGAGGAUUAAAAAAGAAAUAGAAGACAACAUCGGGAGCGUGCCACCCGUGUACGGAGACCGUGAGAAGCUUCCAUUCACUGUGGCUUGCUUGCUAGAGACGCUGAGGAUGCACCCGGCGACGCCUCUCGGAAUACCACAUAACACAACCACGGAUACUCGAAUCGGCAAGUGGAACAUACCCAAGGACACGGGCAUGAUGUACAACAUCCACGCGGUGCACCAUGACCCGAAGAACUGGGAGAACCCCGAGGAGUUCCGUCCCGAGCGGUUCCUCGAUCCCGUGACGGGAAAAGUAUGCACUGACGUCGGUCCUCUGAUUACCUUCGGCCAGGGAGCCCGCAGCUGCCCAGGAGAGAAGCUGGCUCAGAUGGACAUGUUCUACAUUUUUGUACGACUCAUGCAAAGGGUCACAGUCAGUGUGCCUAGCGGGUCCUCAGACGUUAACUGGAACGGAAAGGGUUCCAGCUUGUUCUUGCACCCUGCUCGGCAAAAUAUUGUAUACACAAGAAUAAGCUAAAUGUGCUCCGUACUA